Gymnodraco acuticeps is the source of this 5394-nucleotide messenger RNA. It is a transcript of the gene whrna, whose product is annotated as whirlin a. Gene Ontology annotation, molecular function: protein binding. Gene Ontology annotation, biological process: sensory perception of sound; auditory receptor cell stereocilium organization. NCBI's taxonomy places the organism in Eukaryota, Metazoa, Chordata, Actinopteri, Perciformes, Bathydraconidae. Gene Ontology annotation, cellular component: photoreceptor inner segment; cilium; plasma membrane. The record is from RefSeq and is a predicted model, not a curated record.
AUUUGUUUGGUAAAGAACAUAGAGCUACUUUGGGAAGUCUUUGUUACCACAUGGAGUCAGCUGCAAGCCCUCAAUGAGGUAUCAUGGUGCUGAAGGGCAAUAAAAAGCUCAGCCUCUCAGUGCGAUCAGUCGGGCGGAUUCCAGGCGGCUACGUCACCAACCACGUUUACACCUGGGUGGACCCUCAGGGCCGGAGUGUGUCCCCUCCUCCUGACCUGACGGUGCAUCGCAGCGCCACCCUGAGGAGAACUGACAGCCAGCGGCGCAGCAACAUGCAGCUUCUGCAGGACGGGGACGAGAAGAAGGUCAACUUGGUAUUGGACGACGGCCGGUCUCUGGGUCUGAUGAUCCGGGGGGGGGCAGAAUAUGCGCUGGGGAUUUACAUCACGGGCGUGGACCAGGGAUCAGCAGCAGAGUGUGGAGGACUCAAGGUCGGAGAUCAGAUAUUGGAGGUGAACGGGCACAGCUUCCUGAGCAUCCCACACGACGAGGCCGUCCGGGUCCUGAAGUCGUCUCGGCACCUGAUGAUGACGGUGAAGGACGUGGGCCGCCUGCCGCACGCCAGGACGGUGGUGGGGGAGACCAAGUGGAUCGCCAGCUCGCAGAUAGGGGAGAGCUCGGCCAACAGCAGCAUCGCAGGCUUUUUGGGUGGCACUAAGACUAAAGGUAUUUUGAAACCUGGUUUCUAUAAAGGCGUGGCGGUCCAGGUGACCCUGUCCAGCCUGGUGAACCAGACGCGGGCCAUGCUGGAGGAGCCGCGCCACCUGCUGACGGAGGUGGAGCGGCAGACCAUGGGCUACUACGUGGAGGAGUACGGAAGGACACAUCGGGGUGGAGCAGCUGGUGGUGCGCUGUUUGAGCGGCAUACGCACGCAAAGUUCUCUCUGCUGUCAGAGGUCGAGGCCUGUCACCCCUCAGGACUGGAGCACUUUGACGCGCUGGUGCUGAGACGAGAAAUUCAGGCUCUUAAAGCGCGACAGGGGCCAGCCGGAGCCACGGCACUGCAGCAAGACUCCCUGUCCAUGGUGUCGUACCCAGACACUCUGACCUCAUCUUCAGCCAGCUUCAUGACCAACACCACCCUCAGCUCUGCACGGAACGACAGCGCGGUGGACAGUAAUAAGGCGGAUCCCCCGGAGAGUCUGAACACGCUUCUGUCCGACAUCUCUCUGGACGACGUACAGUCCACCCCAGCUGAAUCCCCCCCCUCCUUCAAGCCUCCGCCCCCACCAGGGGUGCAGAGGCGGCCAACUAGACGAGAUCCGGUCAACAAAAGCCCCUCGUCCGAAUCCUCCCACUCAGGCCUGUACUUCACAGCCCCGUCCAAUCACCAGCGCAGCAGAGAGCCAGGACACGCCCCCGCCUUACCCUCACUGCACAAACGGGAGCACCCCAGGGAGCCCUCCCGGGACUACGCGGUCAUUAAAAAGAGAGAACCCACGGUACCUUCCAGGAGAGAACAGAUAGCUGCUGCUCAGCUGUCUAAGCUCACACAGCACAACAUUGGCCCUUUCCCCAGGGUCCUGUCCCCCAGCAGGGGCACCAGACCCGCUGCCCCGUCCCCUUCACCUCCACCUCCACCUCCACCUCCACUCCCUGCCCCUCCUCCACCCCCUUCUCUUCCUUUUAAACCAGUGUCCAUGUCCAAAGCCCCCCCCUCCUCUCCGGGCUCUAAGCAGCAGUUUGUUACGGUGGAGGUUCACAGGCCCAACGCAGAGCCCGACGUCAACGAGGUGCGGCCCCUUCCCCAAACUCGAGGUGGCGCUCUGUCUCAGCUGUCAGACAGCGGCCAGACCCUCAGUGAGGACAGCGGGGUGGACAUAGCUGAGUCAGGACACAUCAGCAAAGACAGCAGCACCCACUUCUCACACACACGCCACCCCCGGGACACCCAGGGGGGCGGGGGGGACCACCCCUCCAAACCGCCGGGGCUGUUGGAGCCCACCUCCUCCCUGGUGAGGGUGGCAAAGAGCGCCAGCACUUUGGGGAUCGCCAUUGAAGGCGGAGCCAACACGCGCCAGCCCAUUCCACGAAUAGUCACAAUACAGAGGGGGGGUUCAGCUCAUAACUGCGGGCAGCUGAAGGUGGGUCAGGUGAUCCUGGAGGUGAACGGGGCGACCAUGAGGGGCCGCGAGCACAGGGACGCCGCACGCCUCAUCGCAGAGGCCUUCAAGACCAAAGAGAGGGACUACGUGGACUUCCUGGUGACCGAUUUUAACGUGGCGCUAUAGCUGAGUGGAGGAGACGGCAACAUGACAGGAAGAAAUUGUCUAUUGUUUUAAAUGGCACAACUCUUUUAAACAAACACAAAGGAACCGACUGAUCUCUGAGCCCUUCAGUCUGGAUAUAUGAUUUUUCAUUACCGUGGACUUUGUUCAGGAUUCUCCUCAACGUGUUACCUCCGCACUGUGAGACCUUAUGCACUAAAUGGAAAGUAGUGAAACCUUUUAUUUUUCUCCUUGUGGAUUUACGGAACUCCUUGUAGCACUUCCUCUUCCUUUGGUCAGUUUAUUAUUAUUAUUGAUUUUUUCGCUUCUACCCGAGAAACAACCGCACAUCUAAGACUGAUCCACGCUCGACUUUACAAGCCUGGAUUUGUAAAUGUAAAAAUGAACAAAUGUAGAUACAGAUGCCUAUAUAUACUGUACACAUAAAGAUACUCCUAUAUGAAUUAUAAAACCCGUAACCUCCAUUGCAUCAUCAGCAUAUAGUGAUAUAUUUAAAGAUGAUGAUGAUGAUGAUGCCGGCCAUCCUGGUGAUUCUACAUAUUUUAUAGUGAUGCUACCAGCCUGUCUGCGUUUAAGCACUCUUUCACAAUAAGAAGAAUGAUAUGUCAAGCUAACAGAAAUACACGUUACAUGCUUUAACAUAAACAUACAUGUAUGAGGGAAGGGCACCACGCAAAUGCACCUCAGUUCCUGUUUCUUUCCACUUCCAUGUUUAUAUGUAUUUUUCACUACUUUAUGAACUCUUAAACAGCUGAAUUUUCAAUUCUGUGAAAGCAAGAUAAACGAUCAAGGCUUCAUUUUUUUACUUUAUUGGCAAACAACACAUUUCUAACACCUGAACUGAAGCCAUGCUUCCUAGUACACACUAAAACACAAUGUCGUUCAGAGUCUGUUUCUCCACGCAGCAAUUUUGAAAAGCUUAGUAUUCAUUUUUCCCAAAAUGCUGCAUCAAAUAUUUACUUUCACAUUUUGCCAGUUCUGUUUUGAGAGUGAAUAAAAUCCCAAAUGUGUUUCCUCAGACUGCUCAGCUCUGCUCCUGCUACUCUUACAAUUGCUAAUGUUUCUUUUUUUAUUUCAUAGUUUUAAUUAUAUACGCCCUGUGGGGGGGGAGGGGCUUGCUGCAGCCAUGCUCAGUGAAGCAAUUAAACCCAAGAGGGGAGUGAUGAGACAUUUAGAGGACGACGACACUGCCAAAGAUUCGAGAAAUUUUAAUCUUCGACACAAAUUCCAUCCGCUCAUAGAAAAGCAAUUAGGAGAUAAGCAAUCAGGUGGAGUGAGAGACCGAGAGGGAGAGCGGCAAAAGUAACAUGUGAGACGUGAUUGUUGUUGUGAUGAUUUCCCUUCCUCUCAGGAAGAGUGCGAGCGUGGAGAGGAUGUACAGGAAACAUCCUCCCUGUGUGCAGUUAUGAAGUCAUUAGAAUAAUUCAUUUUAAGUGUUCUGACAUUGGACGUGUGUGUAUGUCUGGAGUUAAUGGGUGAAAAGAUACAUAUGCUCAAAACAAGGAGACUGCAAAUAAAGACUAAUGUAAAUGUCCUCCAGGGAGCUGCUGUGAGACGCAGGAGGAAGUGAUGCAGGAGUCUGGGCAGCUCUGUGAGGAAUCAAACACUCCUGAAUCAUUCUGCUGACAACUCUGAGAAACACAUGCUCUGUGUACACCAUACUCAUUCAAAAUGUCAACCUUUAAUGAAGAACAACAAAAGGUUGUUUUUUGAAAGGUCAUACCCACAUCCUUGCCCCGUAAUGCCCGAUUAUGAGCCCGUUGUAUUUAUUUUGUAAAGUCUUUCAGACCAGACAUUAAUCGAUUACUCAAUUUACAAGUGGGAUAUUUUAGUGCAUGGAUGGACUUUGGCCCCGAGACGCUGAUGAAUGUUUGUGACUCUGAUUUGGUCUCCAGCUGCUUUUUUUACCAGCUUGUUUCGAACUUUGUCCGUCUGUUGUUUGGUGUCAAAUUCGAAAUGUGGGCUUUGUGAAAAAAGAUAGUAGGACGAGAGGAAGAAGGAGAGGAAGAACAAGGAUUCAAUCAGAGAAGAACUUUAGUAAUACUUUAUCGAUCGCAGAGGGACAAUGUAUUGUUGUACUAACAACUAACAAACUCUAGAUCUACACAUGCACCAACAGGACUUAUCAUAAAGAGCUGUUUGGUUAGAUGAGGGUUUGGUGCCUUGCUCAAGGGUUCCGUGGUAGAGGCCACUCUCCAGCUACUAAUCCACACUGUGGUGAAACAAAGUACUACUACAAACACAGUCGGAGCGUCCAUUGCAAGCUAACUUCAAACUUUACUACAGUGGGUAAAAUGGUGGUCGAAGUUGUAUGAAUUACGAAGACACCCCAAAUACGCCUUUAUACAUACAGUAUACUCUGUGUGCUGUUAAACCAAAACAAUUAGCUAAUACUACAAAACCUAGUAGAGUUGCCGAACAGUUAGUACCAUAUGUUAACACAACAAAAUGUCCCUUCUCACCCUGCAUCUCUCACAAUAUGUGUAAUAAGCGCAGACAUGGAAUUCCUCAUCUUAAAAUAUGUAAAAUUAUGCAAAUGUCUGUUAUUGGGUUGUGUCCAAUUCAACACUGACUGAGCAUCAUUUGAACUUUGUUUUGAGUCUUUUUCAGCCCACAUCCUCUUGAGGACAGAGCCCAGAUGUGUUUUGGCACAGGAUCGGGAUGCGUAUAUUUGAAGACAAACAGGAAAAGAUUGAUAUAUAUUUUAACGUGGCUGCCUACAAAACCAGACAGAUAUUCAGGAAUGUUUAAAUAUCCUGCCUCACAGAGCGAGGAGUAAAAAGACAGUCCACAUGAAAGUAGUGACAGGAAGAAGUCAAUCCAGAUGGGAUAAGUCCACUGGGUGACACAAAAAUGACAUCAUGAAACUAACACUUUUAAGCUAAGGCUUUUAAAGAGGCUCUUGUCCUGUUGCUAACAUGUUAGUAUAGCUCAUGUUGACCAUAAAUAAAACACCAGGCUUGAUCAUUAGUUAUUGUAUUAAUCUCUAGCAUCAGUUUAGUUACUGAGGGCCGCAUGGAGCAGCUCUUAUUUAUUCAUACAUUUAGCGUCUGAGAGCCGAUCAAUAUCUGGAAGAAAUAUAUACUCGCCACAACCGCAAACAAACUUAAAAUGCUAGUGUGUGUGUGUGUGUGUGUGUGUGUGUGUGUGUGUGUGUGUGUGUGUG